Messenger RNA from Salvia splendens (bonfire salvia), 1350 nucleotides. RefSeq names its product F-box protein SKIP19-like. Gene Ontology annotation, molecular function: protein binding. The record is from RefSeq and is a predicted model, not a curated record. NCBI's taxonomy places the organism in Eukaryota, Viridiplantae, Streptophyta, Magnoliopsida, Lamiales, Lamiaceae. The coding region runs from base 1 to 1350 and encodes 449 amino acids. The transcript is spliced from 2 exons.
AUGUCCACAACACAUUCUUCCAGCAAGCCUAGUUUCCCAGCAUUUCCACCAUCUCCCUUCACGCCACCAUUUGAUGAGCUAUUCUCCUUAUAUCACGCCAUUCCCCUCCAAAACAACCCUCAUAUCCGUCUUCCUCCUUGUUCCAUCCCUCGCAAUCAACGUUUUCCCAUCUUCUUCUUCCCCAUCGACCCUCCUCUAUUUGGUUCCUUCCCAGGUCCCCAAAUCUCUAAAUUCGAUGGCCGCGACCCCCCCGGAUGCAUCUGCAACAUCGACGAUUAUUUCGACUUCUACGCCACUCCUCACCACCACCGAAUCCGCUUACUGCGUCUAUGUGAGGAAGGCCUUUGUUCAAGGUGGCUCCGCUGGAUGCAGACCAACGUUCUCCUGCAGCCGAUCAAAAUUCCGGUGGCUGCUUCAUCCUUGGCCCCUCCGCCACCAUGGAUCGAACUUCCCGGGGACGUGACUUCCAAUAUUUUGCAUAGGCUGGGGGCGGAGUGGAUGUUGACAAGUGCGCAAGUGUGUGCUACAUGGUGGAAGGUUUCCAAGGAUCCCGACUUGUGGCGAGUCAUCGACUUCUCCAACCCUAGGCAAGGGGUUUUUAAUGGCCAGUACAAUGCCAUGUGCCGCCGCGCAGUGGAUCGUAGCCAGGGACAAUUGGUCGAUCUCACUGUUCAGUACUUCGGGGACGAUGCACUCUUGGACUACAUUGUCCAUAGAUCACCAAAUCUCAAACGCCUUAAACUUGGAACUUGCUUUUUCAUAUCAGGAUAUUGUUCACGUAGAAUGGUUGCAAAACUUCCACAGUUGGAAGAAUUGCACCUUACUCUUAGACCUGGGAUUGGUGCUUGCGACAUCGAGGUUAUUGGCAAAUCUUGUCCAAUGUUGAAAUCUUUCUCAUUAAACGGAUUUAAGUGCAUACUUCCCGAUCCAACAUAUGGUGGUGGUCUUAUUCAUGGAUACUUUCAGAAUUUGUAUGCUCGCGCAAUCAGCAGAAGCAUGCCUAAUUUGCAGCAUCUACAAGUAUUUGCACAUUGGAUUGGAAAUGAAGGACUCGAAGCCAUCCUUAACGGUUGUCCACGCCUUGAAUCACUUGACAUCCGUAGAUGUUUUGAUCUCGAUCUUCGAGGGGAUUUGGGGAAAAGAUGCCGUCAACAAAUUAAACAUCUUAAACUCCCUAGUGACUCUAUCAAUGAUAUACCAUGGCCUAAUUGCGAUGGUGGCGAUCCGUUUACUUCUUCUGCCUUCUGGUUUGAAUAUUACAUAUACAAACUUUAUACCGACCAUUUUCCGCGUCCUGACUAUAACUUCAACAGACGGUAUAGGUGUCUUUAUUUAUUCAAUCAUGGGUAA